AUGAUAAUUAAUUCGCUACGCGCAGCGACGCAUGCAGCUUCGCUGGGGUGUUAUCCGGGAGUGAGUUGGAUACUUGGGUUCUUUGUUCCGAAGAAAAAUAAAUCGAUACUGGGGAGAGAGACUCCCAGAGCGGAUAUUGUAUCUCUGAUUAAACGCGAUGAGGAGGGGAAAGAAGGAUUAACGAUUCAGGAAUUGCAAGCAACAGCUAGCGUGAUCAUUGUUGCGGGAGGCGAAACGACCAUUACGGUCCUGAGCGGAAUAACGAAUUAUCUCAUGAACAACCCUCUGAAACUCUCCCUCCUCACCUCGGACAUCCGAGAAAAAUUCAUGAAAGAAGAAGAGAUAUCAAUAGCUACGCUGAAAGAAACAUCCUACUUAAACGUAGUCAUCCAAGAAAGUUUCCGACUCUGCAAUCCCACUCCCGUUAGUCUCCCACGCAUCGUACCCCCAGGCGGCGGCCGCGUCUGCGGACACGACCUCCCAGAAAAGAUAUUCGCUAACGUGCACCCCCUAUCCAUCUCCCCAUCAUGUAAAUAUUUCCACAAACCAUCUGAAUUUCACCCCGAGAGAUGGCUCGCAGCAAAUGAUUCUUCGUCUCCUUUUUAUAACGAUAAUCGUAACGCCGUACAAGUUUUUGGCGUGGGUCCUCGUUCUUGUAAUGGGAAACCUUUGGCGAUGGCGGAAUUACAACUUCUGCUAGCGAGGAUGGUGUGGAGAUUUGAGAUGGAGAAGGUAGAUAGUGAGGCGGAGAACUUGAAAUGGGAGGAACAGAGAGUUUUUAUCAAUUGUCGAACGGAAACCUUUUGA
Molecule: messenger RNA, 807 nt
Organism: Botrytis porri
Lineage: Eukaryota; Fungi; Ascomycota; Leotiomycetes; Helotiales; Sclerotiniaceae
Exons: 3
Coding region: 1-807 (268 amino acids)
Molecular function (GO): oxidoreductase activity, acting on paired donors, with incorporation or reduction of molecular oxygen; monooxygenase activity; heme binding
Source: RefSeq, a predicted model, not a curated record